UAGUGCCACAGCCGUCGCUUCUUUGUGCAGUCGCUCAACACGACUCAGACCUACCUCGUCUCUGACCGUCGCAGCAAUGUUCAUGCAUCGUCGCUAGCUCACACGAUGUGGCUCAGAAGGCUUGAGUGGGCGACGGAUGAGCAGCUCGACCGGAUUUCUGAAAUCUGGUCUACGAGCCUCAGAGAUGCAUGGAUCGUUCAAGCCAAUCAUGGCUUUGAUCAGACAAUCGUAUCGAGAGCUUUUCGAUAUCGAGCUCAGGUCGGUGUAACCGAUGCUUGCGUCUGGGUCGCAGGGGAGAAAGAAGGAGAAAUCCAGGGUGCGAUGCAUGUCUUUCCCAAAGGGUGUGAUAUUUGGGUCUCGAAGACGGCCAAAUCUGCUUGGCCGACUUGGCAAGAUGCGAUGGAUCCGCAAGUGUAUGCGUGGAAGUUGAGAGAGGUUUCGCCGAGACUCGACGAUCUCUACGACCGAGCAUGUCGAAAAUACAAUACAACGCUCAAAGAAUCCAUCUUCCUCAGUGUCAUCGGUGUCGAUACAAAAGCCCAACGCAGGGGUAUAGGCGAAGCACUGAUGAGCGUCCUCAAGAAAGAAGCUGUCAAGUUGAAUACCAUCAUUUGCUUAGCGUGCGGAGAGGAAGAUACGGUCCGAUGGUAUGAGAAAGCGGGUUUCGAAGAUGUGUUGUCAGACGCAAUGGAUAUCCGUGGAAGACAAGGCAGAGUGCAUGUGAUGCUGUGGAGGGCCUCAAUGGAGGGCCGAAGUACAAAUCCCCGGCACUGUUCCGAAUGGUCAAGCUGGUAAGAAGACAUCAAUGUCCGGUAGCUCGUGCUAUGGACCACCUCUUGGGAUCCGAUUCAGGAUCUCGCAUGCGAACUUUCAUAAUCGAGUCGAAUGCUAUGACUCGACUCGACUGAUACAUGACCGCGCAAAUAUGCAUAAAUCCAUAGAUAUGCACUCCACAUAAGGAUGGACA
This is a messenger RNA of Kockovaella imperatae, 967 nucleotides long. RefSeq lists its product as hypothetical. Lineage: Eukaryota; Fungi; Basidiomycota; Tremellomycetes; Tremellales; Cuniculitremaceae. The transcript is spliced from 7 exons. The coding region runs from base 106 to 795 and encodes 229 amino acids. Gene Ontology annotation, molecular function: acyltransferase activity, transferring groups other than amino-acyl groups. The record is from RefSeq and is a predicted model, not a curated record.